AUGUCCAAGCAACAGCCUGCUCAGUUUACCAAUCCGGAAACCCCUGGCUAUGUUGGAUUUGCAAACCUUCCCAAUCAGGUUCACCGAAAGUCUGUGAAAAAGGGGUUUGAAUUUACUCUCAUGGUGGUUGGUGAAUCUGGAUUGGGAAAAUCUACGUUAAUAAACAGCCUCUUCUUGACAGAUCUCUACCCAGAAAGGAUCAUCCCAGGAGCUGCUGCUCGAGUUUAUUGUCUUUUAGAGAAGAUUGAACGCACCGUGCAGAUUGAAGCCUCAACAGUUGAGAUUGAGGAGAGGGGUGUGAAGCUCCGUCUGACGGUUGUGGAUACACCAGGCUACGGUGAUGCUAUCAAUUGUCGGGACUGUUUUAAGACCAUAAUCUCUUACAUCGAUGAGCAGUUCGAGCGCUAUCUGCACGAUGAGAGUGGCCUGAACAGAAGGCACAUCAUAGAUAACCGAGUUCAUUGCUGCUUCUAUUUCAUUUCACCCUUUGGGCAUGGCCUUAAGCCUCUGGAUGUUGAGUUUAUGAAGGCCAUACACAACAAAGUAAACAUUGUACCAGUGAUUGCAAAAGCUGAUACACUUUGUCUGAAAGAGCGAGAAAGGCUGAAGAAAAGGAUUCUGGAUGAAAUAGAAGAGCAUGGCAUCAAGAUUUAUCACCUGCCUGAUGCAGAAUCAGAUGAGGAUGAAGAUUUUAAAGAGCAGACCAGACUCCUGAAGGCCAGCAUUCCGUUUUGUGUAGUGGGAUCCAAUCAACUCAUUGAAGCCAAAGGUAAAAAAGUUAGAGGUCGACUCUACCCAUGGGGUGUUGUUGAAGUGGAGAAUCCGGAACAUAACGACUUUCUGAAGCUGAGGACCAUGCUAAUCACACACAUGCAAGAUCUUCAGGAGGUGACCCAGGAUCUUCACUAUGAGAACUUCCGCUCCGAGAGGCUCAAACGAGGUGGCAGGAAAAUAGAGGAAGAAGAAGUGAAUAAAGACCAGAUUCUACUUGAAAAAGAAGCUGAACUUCGCCGCAUGCAGGAGAUGAUUGCUAGAAUGCAGGCACAGAUGCAGAUGCAGAUGCAAAGCGGAGAAGGAGAGAACAGUGCAGUUCAUGGACACCCUGUCUAA
Molecule: messenger RNA, 1110 nt
Organism: Indicator indicator
Lineage: Eukaryota; Metazoa; Chordata; Aves; Piciformes; Indicatoridae
Gene: SEPTIN2
Product: septin 2
Exons: 11
Coding region: 1-1110 (369 amino acids)
Biological process (GO): cell division; cytoskeleton-dependent cytokinesis; regulation of exocytosis
Cellular component (GO): septin ring; synaptic vesicle; microtubule cytoskeleton
Molecular function (GO): GTPase activity; molecular adaptor activity; GTP binding
Source: RefSeq, a predicted model, not a curated record